AGUUAUAAACUGAGAGCGGGGGGAACCCUACUCUAAAAGGGGACUAGGGAGUCUGUGGCUUGGGAACGGGGAGUCUUGGGAGAGUGACUUGGGUUGGUCGGAGUUGCAUGCAGGACCGGGGUUCCUGAGCACCCCCCUCCUGGGACAGACACGCGAGAUGCCACCCUCGCCAAGGAAAUCUAUCAAGGAGCGCGAGCUGUUCUCCCUGACCUCAUCUCUACCAUGUUGCUCGUGGCUGAAGGUAGUUCUGUGCAGCCACAUGCGUAAUCUAUGGAUGGUGCUCAUGGCCCUCACUGUGCUCUGUGUGGCCAUCCAGAUCCUAGGAGUCGUCUGGCAAUCCAGGAAUGAUAAGAUGUUAAGCGAGAAGCUCCUGAAUGUGCAGUUCACCAUCAAGAUCCAGAGAACGCUCCCGACGGAGCAGAGGGACUGGGUACGCUUGCGCUCUUCGCACGCCCCUGUUGUAGAAGAGGAAAUGAGGUCACAGGAGGAAGGAGCUCUUAAACAACGGGCCAAAGGGAAGCAGAAGGUAGCAGAACAUCAACAUGGCAGAGAUGAGCCAGGGGUGGAGAGGCGUGUCCAGGAGCAUCACCAACAUCUAAAGCUCUCAUACACUGUCAAUAAGGUCAAAGACUCUAGGAAAGAGGCUAGGGGUAAAGUUUCAGCAGUAAACGCAGCCCUGCCCAAAGUCACACUGGGUGAUGAUGAGUUGCAUUUGGGAGUUCCUGGGGCUGUAGUUCUCCAGCUGGGCCACCCAUCUAUCAAAGUGGUAUCCACCUUACCUUACAAACCUCCCAAACUCCUCUCAACCAAUCAGCUGAAGAGUAGAAACAUCCCUGCCCCUUUAGGCACCAACUCUGUAGUUGCCGUGGUGAUAAAUGAGGUGAAAUCUGAGGUAGCCAGCGCCACCUGUCGGCCGAGGAACCACAUCGUCUUUCUCAAGACGCACAAAACGGCCAGCAGCACCAUCCUGAACAUCUUAUAUCGCUAUGGCGACAGCCGCAAUCUGACCUUCGCCCUUCCACUGAACAAGCACAGCCAGCUGUUCUAUCCCUUCUUCUUCGCCUCACACUUUGUAGAGGGAGUGAGGAGCCGCAGUGUCAAAGAGUUCCACAUCAUGUGCAACCACAUGAGGUUCAGACCACCAGAGGUGAGGAAAGUGAUGCCCCAGGACACGUUCUACUUCUCCAUCCUGAAGAACCCGGUUGCCAUGAUGGAGUCCAUUUUCAUCUACUACAAGAGCAUCCCCGCCUUCCACAAGGCCCGCAGCCUAGACGACUUCCUUGACAAUGGUUGGCGUGGUUACAACACCUCCCUGCCCAACAACCAUUAUGCCCGUAACAUCCUGACCUUUGACUUUGGCUUCGACAACAACGUCGCAACAGAGACACCCGGAGACCUGGAGACGCGGGGCGCCAAAGCCAUUGGCGCCAUUGAGCAGGACUUCCACCUCAUCCUCAUCUCAGAGUACUUUGACGAGUCCAUGAUCCUGCUCAAGCGCGCCCUCUGCUGGUCUCUGGACGAUGUCGUCUCCUUUAAGUUGAACAGCCGAAGCGAGCGCACACGGCACAUGCUCUCCCCGCACACCGCUGACAAGAUCAGAGCCUGGAAUGCCCUUGACUGGCAGCUCUACCUGCACUUUAACAUCACCUUCUGGCGACGCGUGGACGCUACUGUGGGGCGUGAGGAGAUGAGACGGGAGGUGACUCGGCUGCAGGAGCGACGUGCCGAACUAGCCAAAACCUGCCUGAAGGAUGGUGGUGCAGUGGACCCAUCGCAGGUGAAGGAUGCCGGGCUGAAGCCCUUCCAGUACGGGGCGGCCAUCAUCCAGGGCUACAACCUGAACCCUGGGCUGGUCGGGCCUACCAAAACACACUGUCAGAACCUGGUCACUCCAGAGCUGCAGUACACAGACACUCUCUACACCAAGCAGUUCCCCGAGCUUGCCGCCAGGCAGAGACAGGCUGCCAAACUGGUCGCCUCACAGCGUCAGCCUAGUUCAGUUAAGGUCAACCCGAACAAAGCAGCCAUGACAGGGCCGGUGAGGGUGAGAGAGGCCAGACACAGUAGGACAGCCAGGAGUGGACAUAGAAACCCUCAUGCUCAGAAACAAAAUGACCUCCACUCAAGUGCCCUGUCUAAAAUCACUGCAGCUAGAAGUGACAGAAACAUGCCUUAAGGGGGGGCUCUUUCAACACAGACUGGGGACUAGUGGGACGAUCCACAGGAGCUCAUUGCUGCUGCGUACCGGGGUCUUUUUAAGCUGAACAGCCAAUGGCUAUGUUUUGUCUAUACAGUGAGGACCUUUCGCUGCACAUUAUGUUCACUCUGGCUGGCUGCAGUGCACAGGGCCAGUUGGCUGACUUUGGCGGCACUAGGAUAAGCUCUAGUGUUUCUGCCAAACGAUGCUGGAUCUGUGUGGGUGGAGGGGAUGGAGUUGGGGGACGAGAGAAGGAAGAGUAGGAAAGAGAAGGAGAGUGCACCUGGGGUGACUUGGGCCUUGACUGGUUGGACUGGAAGUAGCCUUUUGUGGCACACAUCUCCCAAACCCCCUCAUCUAAUAUUUCCCCUUGAUCUUGUUACACCCUGAGGUUUACAAUUUGAACCCUUGGGGUGUACAGUCGUGGUCAAAAGUCUUGAGAAUGACAAAAAUAUUAAUUUUCACAAAGUCUGCUGCCUCAGUUUGUACGAUGGCAAUUUGCAUAUACUCCAGAAUAUUAUGAAGAGUGAUCAGAUGAAUUGCAAUUAAUUGCAAAGUCUCUCUUUGAAAUGCACAUUCAUUGAAUUCCCCCCAAAACAUGGCCACUGCAUUUCAGCCCUGCCACAAAAGGACCAACUGACAUCAUGUCAUUAAUUCUCUCGUUAACACAGGUGUGAGUGAUGAGUGAUUAUGCAAGAAUGGGCUGCCAUCAGUCAGGAUGUGGCCCAGUUAAUUUACAGCAUGCCAGGGUGGAUUGCAGAGGCCUUGAAAAAGAAGGGUCAACACUGCAAAUAUUGACUCUUUGCAUCAACUUCAUGUAAUUGUCAGUAAAAGCCUUUGACACUUAUGAAAUGCUUGUAAUUAUACUUCAGUAUUCCAUAGUAACAUCUGAACAAAAUAUCUAGACACUGAAGCAGCAAACUUUGUGGAAAUGAAUAUUUGUGUCGUUCUCAAAACUUUUGGCCACGACUGUACUAUGGUUUGAAUGGGACAUACUUGAUACCAUUGAUUAAAUUGAUUGGGGUUGGGUAAGACCUGAAGUACAGUCUGUCUGCUAACACCAAAAGACAAGCAAAUACCUCCACUUUACCAUGUGGUCUCUCAUUUAGACAGGAAAUAUCUCAGGUCUCAUUUCUCUGAGUUGAUCUAAUCUUUACUCAGAGAUAAGGUGGCUCAAUUUGGAGAUGAAUAAAAUACAUGAUGGUCUGGUAAAUAUGUAGACAUCAGAGGAGGCUGGUGGGAGGAGCUAUAGGAGGAGAACGAGCUCAUUGUAAUGGCUGGAAUGGAAUCAAUGGAAUGGUUCCAAACACAUCAAAACCAUGAAAACAAGGUGUUUGACUCCGUUGCAUUGAUUCAAUUCCAGCCAUUAGAAUGAGCCCAUUCUCCUAUAGCUCCUCCCACCAGCCUCAUCUGGUAGAGAUUUAAGGGAAAUUGGUUUUCGUCAAGAUGUAGUCAAGAUGUAUAGAAAUACAAUUCCAGAAUGUUUAACUUAAGAGCACAUCUGAUACCACCUAAAGAGAGCAAGGGCUUGUAACAUUCUGUAAUAAUAGAUUUGUACAUAAACUCAAAUGCAGACAGCAGAAAGUUCCUAGAAUUGUAUCAUCCUGGGAAUCACAUUAAAAUAUUGUAUUUCUUAGAAGA
Oncorhynchus kisutch (coho salmon) is the source of this 3838-nucleotide messenger RNA. RefSeq names its product galactose-3-O-sulfotransferase 2 (gene gal3st2). The record is from RefSeq and is a predicted model, not a curated record. NCBI's taxonomy places the organism in Eukaryota, Metazoa, Chordata, Actinopteri, Salmoniformes, Salmonidae. Bases 158 to 2176 code for a protein of 672 amino acids. Gene Ontology annotation, biological process: glycolipid biosynthetic process. Gene Ontology annotation, molecular function: galactosylceramide sulfotransferase activity. The transcript is spliced from 4 exons. Gene Ontology annotation, cellular component: membrane.